UGAACCGACGACCAACAAAUACGUGUGUGGAUCAAAAAUUUUCGUCUGCUCUAAUAGUGUUUGAUCAUAGUUGGUUCGCAUGCACACUUGCACGGCGUUUUUUAGAUAAAUUUUUUGUAAUUUUAAUCAAUCGUUUUUCCACACAUAAUUCAUUUAGCCAUUGAAUUAAAAAAACAUUUAAAACUCUUACAAAUUAACCGUUCCGAUCGAAAAUGUGUACCGCAAAUUAUUUCAAUGUUUUCCACGAAGACAGUGGGGCAAAACAUUAAAUUGUGAAGAGCCGUGAAAAAAAAAUGUUGAAUUUGGAAAAUCGUGUGUGAUGAACAAUGUCUUUCUUGCAUUGUUCGGUCGCGAACGUCGUGUUUCAUCUUGUGAAAUAAGAAAGGAAAAGGAAGAAAAAAAAUUUGUAGGAAAAUGGAGUACGUCUGUAUGAAUGGAUAUAAAAAUACCUAAAAUAAAUGUCUGCAAAAGUGGUCUUGCCUAACUCGUUCAAUGGAUUAUUUUUUUUAUUCAACAUUCAAAGACGAGAAAUCUAAAAAAGUGAAAAUAACAUUGCAACAACCCAGAAAUGAACUGUUAGAUCUGAACCAGAAAACCCUAAUAAAAAAGAGAACUUAACAAUCAAAAUAUUUAAAAAAAAAUCAUGGACAAAGAUAUAAUUGUGUUGUGAAAAUUAGUUUGAAUAUAUUUAUUUACAAAAUAUAUUUUACUGAAAGUAACGUAGCGAAAAACACACACUUUUUAGUGAUGUUAAGAUCGACAUAAUAAUAACAAACAAACAAAAAAGUUAAAAAAGAAAAUUAUUAAAACCAACUCCAAUUAAAAUACGUUUUGAGAUUGAUAAAAAAGUUGCUAAUAAAAAAAGGAAAGAGAAGAAAAAAAAGAAAGAAAAAAAAAACCGAAAUAAGUGUGCACUGAUUUUAAUCCAACCGAAAUUAAAACUCUCUCGCUCUUUCAUUCUCGCAUCUCAGCUCAAAAAUUAAACCAUAAAAAAUCAUCAGUGUUGAACAAUCCACAAAACACAUUUAUAAUGUUAAAAUAAAUGUUAAAUUGAGGAAUGGUUGUAUACAUUACAAUAAAUAUGAAACAAUUUUUUCUUUCAAUUUCAGUUUAACGAAGAAGCAAAAAAAAACACACACAUAAUCGUGGGAAGUAAUUAUACGAUUUUUAAAUAAAACCAUAAAACAUAAUAUAUAAAAAUAAUAAACAAAGCGAUAAUUUUGUUCUUUUAUUUCUCUCUUCUUCUGAGGAAAUAAAAAAAAAAUAGAGAAAAAAAACGGAGUUCUAAUUGAUAAACAGAACGUCUUCAUACUAUGAUCUAAUUAAUGUCUUCGAUUUCUUUUCGUUUUUUUUUUUAAAUUGUUUUGUUUGACUUAACGGUUAAAAACAAAGAGUGAAAAUGUUUUCCCUCGUACGAUGAUGAUUUAGAAAUUCUUUUUUCUCGAGUGGUUGUGAAAUAAUAAUAAAAAAAAAUUAUUAUGGAAAUAAAGCAGAAAUAAUUAAAUAAUUAAAUGAAAUAAAUAAAUAAAUUAACCGUCCUCUUUAUAAAUUAUAAAAUAAAAAAAUUAAAAAGGAAAAAAACGUAACUUUUUUAAGCUAUUCUAUUCUUCAAAAUAACAAUUUUUGUGAUUUCAAAUUUCUAUAUACUUAAAAAAAAACAAAGAAUUAAAAUUGCAAAUUAGGUUUAUUUAAUCAUCUAGUAAUUAUUAAACCAAAAAAAAAAACAAGAUAAAUGUUGAACUUUCAUAAAUAUUGUGUGUAAAAUACUAGUUAAAUGUUUCAAAUAAAAAGAAAUGGGAAAAAAUGAUGAACAAAAAAUUUAAUAAAAAUUGCUAUGAAAUUCAAUGAGUGAAAAUGUGCCAAAUAAUCAUAAGUAUUGUAUUUAAUCAAAUGAAUGUACAAAAUAUUGUGUUACUGUCGUAUACAAGUUUUUACACGAUCUAGUUUCAAAAAUUGAUUUCAAUUCUAAAAAGAAAAGAAGAAAAACAGAAAAGAAAAUUAUCGGAAUAAAAUAACCGAAAAUACGCAACAACAAAAAAAAAAUAUACGAAGAAAAAGCAUAAUUUCCGGCAUGGAUUACCUUAGCAGAAAUUCCGAUUCGGUCUAAAAGGAUUUUAUAAUAAGGCUCUAGCAUUAUAUAAAUCUUGGCGCUCAAUGGCUGUAGUAAAUUCGGUUCAAGGAGGACUCAGGCUUCCUCUGACAGGAUUAGCACCUCCUCGAGUGUUAAUGUGCAGUGCAUCGAUGGGUGCAGAGGGAUCGGUAACGCUACAGUUACGUGAGGCUGUACAGGCUCCGGAUUCCGCAUCAUCUAUAGAUGGAUCGUUAACGAUCGGAUAUCCGGAUCCGGAAAUGCUGGCCGACAUGCUGGGAUCAAUACAGGCUGCUGCUGGAACCGGUGAGGUCACUUCAUUUGAUAUAUUAGACAACCGAGAAAACGAUAUUACGAAUGCUGUUUUGAACAAAUCGUCUGCAACCAGUCAAACACAAACAUCCGGUUCAUGUGAUACAGCGAUAACAAACAACAUCAUUAGCAACAAAAACAACAACAAUAACAAUAAUAAUAACAACAACAACAAUAAUAGUAGUACUAACAACGAACUUUCAGUUCCGGCUCCAAAUCAACCCGUUGUAAAAAAAGCAAGACCGAAAACAGCAUCUCCGACGAGGCACGGUCCUCAGCAAUGUCAGGUUUGCAGCAAAGUAUUUGGUAAUGCUUCAGCUCUUGCUAAGCACAAAUUAACUCACAGCGAUGAAAGGAAAUAUGUUUGUGGAAUGUGUUCAAAAGCAUUUAAGCGACAGGAUCAUUUAAACGGUCAUAUGCUUACCCAUCGAAAUAAAAAGCCUUAUGAGUGUAAAGCGGAAGGUUGUGGUAAAUCUUACUGUGAUGCUAGAUCAUUACGAAGGCAUACAGAAAACCAUCACAGUUCAUUAGCAAUGACCCCAACGACGCCCAAUCAAUCGAUGUCAUCAUCAACAGGACCACCAACUGGGCUGAGCUUAUCUCCUGCCACAGCUAGUGGCGAUGCAAGUUCGCCUCAUGGUGCCACUUGUAUCCAAUUUAAUGGCGGAGAGCCAUCAUCACCAUCUUCACCAGCUGGUGCAGGAAAUGAAGGACUAACACGACAACAACUGGAUCUCAUUAGUCAAAUUAUGCAACAAACGAAACAAGCGAACGCUGGAAUAACGGCUGCAAAUGGACAAAGGCAAACACAACGGCCGCGAACAUGGAAUAUGCAGACUCAGUUACAACAGUCCCAAUCGAAAAAUUCAACAAACUCUGAUGGUACGACUUCAUCACAACAACUCGGAACGAAAGUCGAACAGAAACCGGUAGAAUGCAAUCUUUGCCAUCGGAAGUUCAAAAAUGUUCCAGCUUUAAAUGGACACAUGCGACUACAUGGCGGUUACUUCAAAAAAGAUGCUGAGACUAAAAAAUGUGAUAAGAAAGAGUCACCGAAUCCACCGCUACAAACUGCUAGUGUCGGCAUUCGAGCACUAAUAGAAGAGAAGAUUAUCAACAAACGCAGCAAGGAUUUAAAGGGGUCAUUUGUCGUACCUGCUCCACCGUUAGCAGUGCGUCGAGUAACGGAAUCCGAAUCUUUUAUGACUCAAAAGAAUUUAAACGGCACCGGCUCAACAAUACAGGCAACUAUUGUAACGUCGGCCGCAUCGCAGACAACCACGAUAGCGAAUGUUUCCUCUGCCACCACAACAAUAGCUACGACUGUUCCUUUGUCUCCACAAAAGCUUUCGAUUUCGUCAUCUCCACAGCUGGAAGGAAAAGACGCAACGCUAAUAGAGCUGUUGAAAAGAGGAACUAAAGUAGCAGUUAAACGAACUUGUUCGGAUCCCGGCCAUUUAACAUUUAACUCAUCGUCAGCCAAUCAGACUACUACAGUUAUUUUACCCACCAAUUCACUUCCAUCUACUCCAAACUCUACACCACCAUUGGCGAUUUCUUUAUCCGGAAGUAACAAUUCUACAUCCACACCGCUGUCGCUGACAAUAUCACAGGCGCCUAGCGAUUCUGGUGACGUGUUCACAUUAUCCUACUCCGCAGACACCACUUCUGCGUCAUUUUUCGGUGACAGUGAUGUUUAUAAUGUUCCCGAUACCGCGAUGCUCUUACAGGCGGUUGAUUCCAUUCAGCUUUUACAAGAUACGACAACAACAAAUCAUCUAGAUGAAAUCACUCCACUAGCGGAUUACACUGUGUCCGAGAAUGGCGAUUUAACCGAAUCGGCCAUUCUAACUCGAUAUACGCCAUCCCGACAAUUACAAGCGGUCUUAAAUUCACCACUUCCAGAAAGUCUUGCUGAAUUUAGUACACUUCAUUCCAAAGAUUUUAUAUUGUAUGGUUGCACCAGUACCGGAUCUCCGACCACACAAUCAUCGGGCUCGCCACUGCCAUCGCCGCUGGCCUACCCAACACCUCCAGCCAGUCAUGAAACUAUUGCUCAGGCAUCUCCAUUUUUAGAUGAAUCGCAUCAUUUUUCCGAUGCUAAUUCAUUUUUCGAUGACAAGAAAAAUAUCAACUUCCUCGAGGGAAACGUGAGCAAUUUCUUCAAAGACCCGAAAGACUCUGAACUCACCGACAAUGAACGCAUAUUGAAAUUGAAAAACGAACUCUUCAACGAUUCCAAAUCCGUUAUGGAGGAACACAUUUACUUCAAAACCGAACCGGAUGACGCAUACGAAACCAAAUCGUCGGACUUAUUGGUUGGUAGUAAUCAGCACGACCGAAGCAUUGUCGAAUUCAGUCAGAAUUUAUCGUUUUUGGAUGAGCCGCAGAAUUAUCUCGACGAUGCUCGAAACACGUCGUCGCCCUUAUCAGCGGCAUUUUUCACUGGUACUAUGUCCAGUGCAGAAGAGGUUAAAGAGGCUCUGGAAGAAGUGCUACCGAACGAAAAUGGUUCUUGCGAAAAUGCAAACGACAAUGAUAUCGACCUAUAUUACUUGCCCGCAUUGGCUUUGCAAUCACAAAUGAUGUUAAAUUCGGAUGAUCCAUUGCUGUCGUCAUCGCCGAAAGAUUUUAUUCACAAGCAGCAAGUUCACAAGUUCGAUUUUAAUGUGUUCUGUCCACCCAAUGCUAAGAAAAUCAAAAUCGAAGGCGUCGAGGAAACCAAGAAACCGUUGUCCAUUCAAACGGAACAACAUUUGAGUGAAGUGUUCUUGUGUCCAAAUAAUCUAUCGUCGACAGCAACCAGCUCAUCGCCGAAACCAACAAACACUUCAUCGUCAAUUUUACGGAAAAAGCAACCAACGCUAAUCCGAAAAAAUGUGAUGUAUAAGUCGAAACUACGACGGUCGCCAACUUCACACUACACACCAUUUCCAAUGUUAAAUCCAGAUCGUGCUGCAUCCGGCUUAUAUACAUCCACCGUGGCUCGCGAUCACCUUGAAGAUGUCAUCGAUUUCGAUUUUGCUGAAACCGCAUGUGUGCCAGAAUUCCUCAACAAAUCCAACGUGAACAUUGGAUCCGACUUCCAAAUCAAUAUUCCACUUUAUUGUUCGUCACCAACUUCCGACUAUUCCAAUUAUUCCUACGAGCAAUUGCUAUGGGAUCCCAGCAUUGUCAAGAACGAACGGCAAGUCCAACGGUUCGUCGACUUGGCAAAGUCAUCCGCAAUUCCGUUAGGAUGUCAUUCCGAGGAAACUGCGUUGAAAUCACUUUUAGAGGCCAACGGCGAAACGCAUGUGGCCAUAUUAGCAUUGCUACAAACCGCUCCGACGCCACUGCACAAGAGAUGGUUGCAACAUGAAAUCGAAGCAUUUCUGAGAGGGUUAGAAGAGUAUGGCAAAGAUUUUUACAAGAUUGCUAAAGAGAUCUCCAACAAAAGUGUCGCAGAUUGUGUCCAAUUUUAUUAUUUUUGGAAGAAAUUGAACAUAGACUACAAGAUCAGCCAUUUGAACAAUGGUGAUCAACAUGACAACGCCAGUAUGAUGGUAUCAUCACAACAGCACAAUGCCAAUUCUCAUAUUGAAAUUCGUCCUCAUGUCUGCGAAAUGCCAGAUUGUUCAGCGAGUUUCACAUCAAAGGCAGCACUACAUGGUCACACACGAAUUCAUUGUAUCGGACGAAACAUAAAUACGCAGACUAAUAGCGGAGUUCUACAGUCAGGUAGUUCGCAUGGUUUAAUAUCAAGGGAUGAUUAUCCCUGCAAGGUGUGCGGCAAAAUUUUCAACAAAGUAAAGAGCAGAAGUGCACACAUGAAAUCACAUCGGCCUCAGGAUACAGAUACGAGCACAACCUAAAUUUUUGAAGAGGACAACAAAAGAAAACAAAAUCAAUAAAAUAUUGUUCGGAACAAGAAUUUAAAAAGGAAACAAUCAAACAAUAUUAAGAACAAAAAUAAAAUUAAAACAAAAAUGCAACAACAAAACAACUGUAAAUUAGUCAAGGUAAAUAUAGUGACAAUCUAAAAAAAAAUUGAAAAAUAAUGGAAAAAAAAACCAAACAAAACAAAAAAGAACGCAUUUUCUGGAAACAAUGUAAAAAUCACCUUAAAAUAAUGAAGAAAAAAAUGAAAAUUGAAUCGAGUCUAAACAAAUUUUAAAUUUCGAUUCAAUGAUUCUUGGUUCUGUUUCUGUAAAUAUUAAAAGAGAAAUUAUUAUAUUACUAAUCUAACCCAUCUGAGUCGUUUUACGAGAGUGGAAAGGAAAUCGUGUUUUAUUUUUUAAUUUAAAUUAAAUGG
Molecule: messenger RNA, 6695 nt
Organism: Bradysia coprophila
Lineage: Eukaryota; Metazoa; Arthropoda; Insecta; Diptera; Sciaridae
Biological process (GO): regulation of transcription by RNA polymerase II; negative regulation of DNA-templated transcription
Cellular component (GO): histone deacetylase complex; transcription regulator complex
Molecular function (GO): transcription corepressor activity
Source: RefSeq, a predicted model, not a curated record